Molecule: messenger RNA, 768 nt
Organism: Rotaria sp. Silwood2
Lineage: Eukaryota; Metazoa; Rotifera; Eurotatoria; Philodinida; Philodinidae
Source: the annotation of a GenBank genome assembly
AUGGUAGGUGAUAAUACAUGGUUUUCCAGCCAACUUGUUCGUCUAGUUCUUGAAGAACAAUAUUUUAUUUACAAUUAUAAAUUAUAUCGACAAACUGCUGGUAGUGCUUCUGGUUCAUCAUUGACUAUUCCAUUAGUCUAUAUUUAUUUAUAUUAUUGGCGACAACAUUUAUUACAAGAUCUUAUUAAUAAGAACGAACUCAUUAUCAGAUGUCAGGAUGAAGCAAUCAUUACAUGGAACAGAUCUGAAGAUGAACUUCGUACAAUACUUGCUACGGCUAAUUCGCAAUUUCCACAACCCAUAUGGAAUAUAACUCAUAUUGGAUCAUCCAUUCAUUUUCGUGAUAUCGACUUAACUAACGAAAAUAGAAUUUUUCAAACAUGUGUUUAUCAUGCACGAAUGUUCAACGAUAAACAAUUACUCUCAUCAUUUCCAGAUAUUAUUCAACCUAAGAUAAAACAAGACCCAUGGAAAUGGCUACGUGCAGCAAUGUUAAAAGCCAUACGAUACUGUUCUGGUCACGACACUUUCCGUGAGGAAAUGCUUGAAAUCAAAUGGCAACUUGAAUCAUAUAAAAUACCUAAGGGUAUCUUCGAUCAAACCCAUGAUGAAAUUCUCCAAGAUUUUGGUGUAACGGUUGUCUACCCACCAUACACUAGAUCUAAUUGUGAACUCAUGCGUGAACAUGUUUUCAACUAUGAUAGAUAUCGAAAAGCAAAGAAACAAGCAAGAAAACGAACUAGUAUUCCAUCUUCCGUAUAUACCUAA